CAGUGUGUUGUCGGAUGUGAGUCGUCUCCCUGAACAUAUUCAGUAUGGGAAUCGUAAUACGUCUUCUGAUAUUGAGCACCCUUGCAGCACUUGCAUCAUCUGUUUUUUUGCGAGUGCUUCCAAGGUCUCAAUCCAGACGGAUCUACCAGUACAGGUCUCGACCACAAUUUAGCUUUGGGGCCUACUCAUCGAUAUCUGAUGCAGACACAGUAAACCUGGGAGGCGGAUCUUUCGGGGGCGGGUCUCUUGGACUACGAAACAGUCUGGGUUCAUCAAACGGAAAUUAUUUAUUGCUAAAUGGUGAUACGCCCGAUGUUUACAAUCCAUUUGAUUUAGGUGACGCACCUGAUUACUAUCCAAUCAUUGGAAGAUCCAGUUUACGUUCAAGAACGGGUAGAUACCCGAUCCAGAUGAUAGAUUCAGAUAACGCAUAUCUAAUCGCUUAAAUGUGGAACUAGAUUUCAUCGUCUAACUAUUCUAAGCUACAAACCAUUGGGAGCCUCUCUUGGAUCAGCUGGACUGAAAAAAAAUGUUACAAAAACUUUUAAUAAAAAAAACCCCAAAACGCUCCAUGCAUAUAUGUGUAUACCGAAUUAAGUCAUUACCCUUUAUGGUAAUAAUUGUCCCUUGUGGUAAUAUAUGUCCCAUAUGGUAUGUAUCAUUACCUUUUAAUACCGUUAUUCUUUUUAAAGCAUUGAAUGUGUGGCUUUUAAAUGACAGGUAUUAUCCAGUACCUUGAUUGUAGAAAGUUUUAUUGAGCAAACUUUUCAUUUUGUUAAAAAUACAUACGUUUAGAAAUUAAAUGAAAAGUGGUGCUUUUUAAUGUUUUGCAAAGAGAAUCUGUAAAGAAUCUUGUUUUAAUACCUUAAGAUACCAUUUUGUAAAGCAUUAUGCUGAAUCAUAAGAAACAGUAUUCAGAAAAGGGUGUCAACAACUGUGGUGUUCAUAUCGUUAUUGAAAUUUCAUUUUACUACAUACUGGAAAGACAUUUACCCCAUGUUGCUUUCGAAAUUAAUUUCUUUAGAACUUUGUAUUGGUAAAUUGAACUCGGCGUAAGAUCCACUAACACACACUUACGCUGUAUACACACUACCUUGUGUUGUAUCUUUACAUUUCUUUCUUUACUGCUUUAUAUCUAUUUUACAUUUGUGUGUUAUAACAGGAAUAAAUGUACA
Messenger RNA from Ostrea edulis (European flat oyster), 1175 nucleotides. RefSeq lists its product as uncharacterized. The record is from RefSeq and is a predicted model, not a curated record. NCBI's taxonomy places the organism in Eukaryota, Metazoa, Mollusca, Bivalvia, Ostreida, Ostreidae. The transcript has 13 exons. The coding region runs from base 45 to 446 and encodes 133 amino acids.